AUGGAGGACUUGAGCGGCAUGCGUCACCACCUGAUGUGCCCCAUCUCGCUGCAGCCCAUGCAGGACCCCGUCACGGCGCCCACCGGCAUCACCUACGACCGCCGCGCCAUCGAGCGCUGGCUCGCCGCCGGCCACGCCACCUGCCCAGUCACCGGCCAGCCGCUCGCCCUCGCCGACCUCACCCCGAACCACACGCUCCGGAGGCUCAUCCAGUCCUGGCGCUCGCCUUCCUCCACCUCCACGCCGCCUGAGGAGGCGGCAGCAGCGGCCGCCGCUGCCGCCGCCGCCGUCAAGAAGCUGCUGUGCACCGCUGCUGCUUCCCCGCCCGUCGACGUGCUCCGCGAGGCCGCGGAGGUUGCGGCCGAGAGCGACGCAGCGCGGCGGCACAUGGUGGACGCCGGUGUGCUACAGCGCGUGCUCCGCGUCAUCGUGUCGAGCGCCAGCGCGGUCAUCAAGAGCGCCGAUCCCGGACACUACAGGAGGAGCAGCUUAGAGACCACGCACGCCAUUGAGGCCGGACUUGAUCUCGUCCGCGCGCUCGCCGUCUCUGGCGACGAGCUCCGGCCGCUGGUCGUCGCCGAUACCCACGUGCACGACCUCCUCGACGCGCUGACGGACGUGCUGGUGGCCCUCGAGCCCGCCGUCGGCACCGGCACCGGCGGCGACACCGACACGGCGAGGGCGAGCGCGGUCCGGCUGCUGGACUCCGUGACGAAGGCGGCCGGCUCCGCGGUGCUGGAGCGGCUGCGUCCGGCGCUCUUCCGCGCCGUCACGGCGGUGGUGCGCGACAGGGUGUCCCCCGGCGCGACGCGGUCCGCGCUGCGGGUGCUCCUGCACGCGUGCCCGCUGGGUCGGAACCGCGCGCUCGUCGUGGACGCCGGCGCCGCGCACGAGGCCAUCGAGCUGGAGCUCGACGCGCCGCCGUCCUCGUCCUCGCCCGCGCCCGCGCCCGCGAGCGCGGGCGGCUGCGGCAGGAGGGUGACGGAGCUGGCCAUGGCGCUGCUGGCGGAGCUGUGCGCGUGCGCGGACGGGCGCGCGGCCGUGGCGGCGCACCCGGCGGGCGUCGCCGUGGUGGCGCGGCGGCUGCUGCGCGUGUCCGCGGCCGCCGACGCCUGCGCCGUGCGCGUGCUCGCGGCCGUGGGCGGCCGGGCGGCCUCCCCCGAGGUGCUGCGGGAGAUGGCGCGCGUCGGCGCCGUCGGGAAGCUCUGCUGCGUGCUGCAGGCCGACUGCGACGCCACCGUCAAGGAGGCCGCCCGUGCCGUGCUCAGGCUGCACUCCGGCGUCUGGAGCCGGUCGCCCUGCGUCAGCGCAUACCUGCUCUCCAGGUACCUCUAG
Molecule: messenger RNA, 1335 nt
Organism: Miscanthus lutarioriparius
Lineage: Eukaryota; Viridiplantae; Streptophyta; Magnoliopsida; Poales; Poaceae
Source: the annotation of a GenBank genome assembly